Messenger RNA from Cucurbita pepo subsp. pepo (vegetable marrow), 1641 nucleotides. RefSeq names its product putative UPF0481 protein At3g02645. The record is from RefSeq and is a predicted model, not a curated record. Lineage: Eukaryota; Viridiplantae; Streptophyta; Magnoliopsida; Cucurbitales; Cucurbitaceae.
AUGGCCUUCAACUCCAAAGAGCUUCACAAAACACCCCAUGAAACCCAUUGGGUUGUUCAUAUCACCCAACUUCUCCAACCAAAUACCCUCCAAACAGCCUUACAAACGCCCACUUCCAUCUUCAAGCUGCCUCAUUCCAUCACCAAUGGCAUGCCACAAGCUUACUUCCCUCGCCACAUUGCGCUUGGGCCUUACCACCACUUCACAAACAAGCUCUACCAAAUGGAAUUACACAAGCUCGAUAACGCAAUCAAUGCAAUAGAAUCAUUCAAACUCCCCCAACUCCAUCAAAUCGCUGCUGAUCUCGAGCAAUUCGAUAUCAAAAUCCGAUCUUGUUACGAAAAAUUUCUCGAUUUCGGGUCCGAGGCCUUGGCUUGGAUUAUGCUCAUAGAUGGGUUGUUUUUGGUUCAAAUUCUAGCCAUUUCCAAUGAUAAAAUAGAUGAGAUCAGAAGAUCAUAUCCUCAACUUUAUUACCCUUCUCCAUUUCCUUGGUUUGUUGAACAAAGGUUGUAUGGUUGUCUAAUUGAGGCAAAUUUGAUGACCCAAAAUGAGUUAGUGAAUGAUGUUCUUAAGCUCGAGAAUCAAAUUCCAAUUUUUGUUCUCAAAAAAAUUUUGCCACAAAAUUUUGGGAACAAUUUGCAUAUCUUGUUGUUCAGAUUUUGUGAGGUUGUUUCCCCCAAGAAGCUCCCUCCUCAUGAUCUUCGUGAAUUCAAGCGUUACAAUGGCUCUACUGAUGUAUACCAAAUUCUUGAACAAUCCCAUCAUUUGCUUCACUUUUUGUAUCUAUUGAUUAUGGAUACAAGUUCGAUUAUUGAUGAUCUUGUUGGAAUGGAAUGUUCUGGUAAUCAUUUCCUUUUGGAUCUUUUUAAUGUUUUGGGUUCUGUUCUUCAAAUUCCCUUCUUACAGCAGCUUUGUGAAGCCGUGGGUUUGAUCCAAGCCUUGUUUGGUUUACAUGGGAGAGUUGGGUCAUCGUCUUCUUCCACUGGCGAGGAUAUGAACGGCCUGCCGUUGAUCCCGUCAGCCGAGCAGCUUAGACGGGUCGGAGUCAAGUUAGAAGGCAACAACAAGGCCUUCCAUAAAAGCAUCAGGUUCGAGCAAGAAUCUAGAAAAUCUUGUUUAGAGUUGCCGACGAUCACCAUUAAUGCCUUCUCAGAAGUAGUAUUAAAAAAUCUAGUGGCGUUCGAAGUAGCGACUAAACUAAACCCGCCAUGCUUUAGCAAUUAUGUAGCAUUGAUGAGUGGGUUGAUAACAACAACUAAAGAUGUCAAGAUAUUGAAAGAAGCAAGCAUUAUUAAGAGGCACUCGGGAAGUGAAGAAAAAGUAGUGGAACUGUUUGAUGGGCUAAGAAAUGUGUUGGAGCUUCACCAACAUAGUGAUAACUCGUGUAGAAUCAAGAACAUGGCUGAGAUUCAAAUCGUUAAAGAUAUCAAUAGUUAUUAUGAAAGCUGCUGGACGAUGAAAGCGAAGAGAUUCAUUCAAAAAUAUAUCAAUCCAGUGAUGAAGGUGAUCGUUCUUGUUGUUGUGAUUUUGCUCACUGGUGUCGUUGUUUUACGCACGUUUUGUGGUUGGUUUGGUUGCUCUAGAAUUUUGAAUGUGGUUUCUCCUAUUAUUAUCGAUAACUUCAAAAUUUUCUUUAGUUGA